Molecule: messenger RNA, 4760 nt
Organism: Musca domestica (house fly)
Lineage: Eukaryota; Metazoa; Arthropoda; Insecta; Diptera; Muscidae
Exons: 3
Coding region: 485-1828 (447 amino acids)
Source: RefSeq, a predicted model, not a curated record
CCUGUGUGAGUUCACUGAACAACAGCAACAGAGCUCUCUCUCAUUCUCAUUGUUAUGCACGCACACACAAAUACAUGAGCGGCAAAUAAAAAAGAACUAUUUUAUUUUCUUUUACAAUUGUGUUUGGUUUUGUUUUAGCAGUUAAAAAAAUAGAUAAACAAAUAGAUCAAUAAAAAACAUAAUUUAAAUAAAACAAAUCAACUAUUUACAAAAAAUAAAACCAUUUUGUGGAUUUCGAUUGUGUGCCAGCCAGCGAGUGGUGUAUUUCAAAAUAUUUUGCAAUAUUUUACAAAAAUGUUGAAGUAGACCGAUCGAAUCUUUUUUUUUGUGGCUAAACGAUCAGUUGAACAAAACUGCAGCAAAGUCGGACUUGUUCUUGCUGUUAAAUUAAAAAAGAAACACAUACCACACCCACUACUACCCAAGCGAAAAUCUACGUCAUUCUUACAACGAGAUUCAUUCGUAUUAAACUGUGAUAACCACCAUGCCUUGGAAACCUUCAACAGAUUUCGAAGAAGAAAUUGUCAACUUACAACCCGAUCAUGAUUUUAUAUUUGGUGCCCUGUCCGAGCCGGAACCGCAACCGUUUUAUCCUCGACCACAAUCACAUAUCGAAUAUGCGGCUACAAAAAAGAAACAAACACGCCAACAACAGCAGGAAUACGAAGAGACGGGAAGAAUUAAUAAUCGUUUGCAUGCCAUAGCACAAGUACAGCGUAUAGCUGGUACAAAACCGCUGGGCCAACAACCCACCUUGGAUGAUUGGAAUAAUAAUAAAAAUACUGAAAAAGAAAUUGUGGCUAUGAUGCGGCAUUUCGGUUUGGGUCCAAGUGUUGAGGAGCCGCUAAACGAAAAACUCACCAUAGCCACCUAUCCCAUUAGGAAUGGUGUGGAAAUUGUACAAAAUAGAUGUAAAAAGAUACCACUCCUCUUCGAUGAUAAUCUGUUUAAAUUGAAACCCAAAGAAUCGAGCUCAUCGAACUCUUCGAAUAGUUUCGAUAGUGCAUGUGGAAAUAGUAACCGCAAUAACAAUAACUCUACCUCAAGUAAUGGCGACUUAAAUAUAUCAUCGACAAGUAGCUGUGAUACGAAUUCAUAUUCCUUCCAUACACCAAGUCGAGAUGAUGAUUCCAUUGAUAUUGCAUUUGGAAAAUAUGAGAAGAAAAAAGAAAAUGUCAUGUUUGAUUAUCGCAAGUUACAUAACGAAGAAGAAGAUACAAGAAAACCUGAUCAACACAAUAUCAGUUCAUGUACUCAAAGCAGCAGUUGUUAUUCUCCAAACUAUUCCCCUUGUGAACAAAGUGAUGGCUAUGAAACGGCUACCUCAACUUGUAGUACCUCAAAAUUGAAUCCAAAUGCUUUCGAAUUUGUACCAUAUUCAAGAUAUAAUGGUAAUUCUAGCAGUAGUGGUAGCAGUAUCAACCACAGUGUGAAUAGGAAUUUAGACUACACAAGUAACAAGUCAUUGUACACUAAUGCCACUUCUGAGGAUGAUUCCCUGACAUCGCAAGCCCCCUCAUUUCUCCCACGUUUUCUUAAACUACCAGCAAAUGAUUCACCUAACAAAACAAAGAAGAAUUGUACAUUUGCUGAACCUCAACCAAAUCAAAUGCCUCCCACCUAUGCAAAUAUGGUCAGGAAACCAUUAGCCGCAGAAGAAGAAGCGAAUUGCAAAGCCAACAGAGUUUUAACACAACCAUGUAAUGCCAAUUUUCCACCUUUGUCACAGCAAGGGACUUCUGGCCGAAUUACCAAUAAUAAUUUACGUUUUUAUACGCCACGUCAAGUCUAUGAAAGAAGACGUGGAACUGCAUCUGCUCUGCACUAGUAUUACAAUGUUUCUUUUAGAUAACUUAAUUGUUUCUUUUUCAUAUUAUGAAAUAUUGUUUACUUAUAAUAAUUUUUUAAUUUAAUGCCAUGGUAUGCGAACAAAAGGUAACAUCCAUGGUACAAUAAGAGUUUGAACGGCUUGAUAAACCUACUGAAAUAUUGCCCUGAUACUAUGUCUACUUUCGGCCAGAAUUAUUUAGAAUAAGAUGCAACAGCAGUCUAUUCUCAUUUCUUUGAUAUUUUUGCUCAUUUUUAAAAUAUUUCGAAAAUGAAUGGAAAUUCUGCAUUUUCUUGCAAAAACAUGAUUCAAACUGUUGAAUAUUUCAAUUCCAAGGUAUAAGUGGUUAAUAUAUCUAGUGCGCCCGGCCCGCCAUGUAUUUUCCUUUUAGUCAUUGAUUUUAUUUAUUUUUUCAAAACGUACAGAAACAAAACAAGCAUACACUCAACAAAAAAGGAUUUUUAUUGCACCAAUGUAACAUCAAGUAACCCAACAUACCAUUAUGGCUUCAGAAUAAUAUUACAAUAAUAAAAGCCUUAAGCUUUUUAAAAUCUUUAGAAAACAUUGAACAUAUUUUGUGUAACAAUAAUAAGGAUAAUCGAGAUUGAACCCUUAUUUUUAACUUAUACUUGUAAUUGUAGAACAAGCUUUCGAAAGUAGUAUUAAAUUAUUCCCUCAACCAUAUGGCUACAGAGGGUAUAUAUCAUUUGAUACGGUCAAAACGUGCCUAAUCGAAAUAACGGCCGUCCGUCCGUCUGUCUGGCUGGUGCGCACGAUAACUCUCGAAGGGAGUAUCUGAUUUGGUCCAAACUUGGUACAUCGUAAUAUUUUUGUCAAACAUAGAUCGAGUUCGGAGAUGGGCAAUAUCGGUCCACUCCCUCUGGUACCUCCCCCACAAAAGGUCGAAAAUUUGCAAAAAAAAAUAUAUUUUCUGCCGGAAAGAGAAACGAUAAUCCGAUUUUGCUCUAACUUUUCAAUCAUAAUAUUUGCGUUAGUUCUAGGUCAGGUUCAAAAAUUGACAUUAUCGGUCCACUCUAUCAACUACCUUUCCCCCAAAGGGUAAAAAUUGUGAAUAAUUACAACUCCUGUAGAAUGUGAUGUAAGAGUCCGAUUAUCUUCAAAUUUCACACAUCCCAAUAUUUUUAUCAAUCCAAUCCAAGAUGGAAUACAUCGGUCUAUUCUUUCUGGUACCUCCCCAGCAAAAGUUCGAAAUUUUCAAAAAAAAAAAACUAUAAACCGAUUUUGCUCCAACUUUGCAAAUCCUAAUAUUUGCGUCAGUUCUAGACCACAGGUUCUAAAAUGGAUAAUAUCGGUCCACUCCUUCUUGUACCUCCCCCCACAAAAGGACAAAAUUUUGAAUAAUUAUAACUCUUAUAAAAUGCGAUGUAAGUGUCCGAUUGUCUUCAAAUUAAACACAUCGCAAUACUUUUAUCAACCCGAGGUCUGGUGUGAAGAUGACAUAAAUCGCUUCACUCCUUCUGGUACCUCCCCCACAAAUGGAAAACAAUUUGAAUAUACAUGAAGCUUAUAAAACAAGAAAUUAACAUCCGAUUCCACUCAGACUUGGUACAUCUCAUGAAGCUUAUAAAACAAGAAAUUAACAUCCGAUUCCACUCAGACUUGGUACAUCUGUCAUUAAGGUGGUACUAUUUCUUCGGUUACCUCCCCCACAAAGGUUGAAAGUUUAGAAUAACCAAACGAUCAUAAAAUCCGAAAUAAGCAUUCGGUUCUCUUCAAAUUACACAUAUCAUAAUAUUUUUUAUUAACCCAAGGUCUGGUGUGAAAAUAGGAUAUAUCAGUCCACCCCUUCUGGUACCUCCCCCACAAUCGUCAAUAUUUUGAGUAUCCAUGAAGCUCAUAAAACGCGAAAUUAACAUCCGAUUUCAUUCAGACGGUAUAUUAUAUUUCAAUCAAAAUAUUUCAAUCAAAACAAGAUCUGUUAUUUAGAUGGUACAGAUCGGAUAAUUUCUUCGCGUAUCUCUCUCACCAAGGGUUCACGAUUUUUAAAAAACAAAAGGCUCAAAAAAGAGAAAUAAGAAUCCAACUCUCACAGAUUUCCCACACAUCCAAAUAUUUUUGCUUACAUAAAUCUGUUGUAAAGAUGAUAUAUAUCUGCCAAGCCCUUUUGGUACUUUACCCACAAAUGGUCACAAUUUCCAAUACUUACAUUUGUCAUAACUUGUGAAAGAAGUCAGCGAUUCUUUACAACUUGGUAUAUCUGAAUAUUUUUCUCAACCAGAAGCCUGAGUUGAAGAUGGAAUUUAUGAUUUCGCAUAAAAUUGAAUAUAAAUGUUUGAUUUUCUUGUAAUUUUCUCAUACCAAAAUUUUUUUUCUGUAUUAGAUGAGGUAUUAGAAUGGAAUACUUCUCUCCGUUAUAUCUGUUAACGUUUUCCAUAAAUUUGCACAUAUCUCAUAUAAAGUAUAGGAAGUAGUUAAUAUAGUCCAAACCUGGCACGUUGUAAUAUUUAUAUCAUAUUUAUUUAGGUCCGAUACGAAAUAGACAAUAUUGGCCCAUUCCUUCGGAACCUACUCCAUAGAGGGUCAAUAAUUUAAACAAUCAUAACAGAAGACUAAAUAUAUUCAAUAAUCGAAAAUUUGGCUGAGGGUAUACAUCUGUUGGCAAAAAUCGACUGGUAAUUUUUAAGUUGUUAUAAUAUUAUCCUCAAGCUGUGUUGUCCUCGAAUAUAUUUUUGGUAUGGUGGGUACUUCUUUCAUGUGGCAAUAAUCCAAGUCCAAUGAAAACUAAAACAGGAAAAUUCAUAGCGACUACAAUCUGUGCAAUACCGAAUACAAGGAGUGCAGUGCCUAUGCGGAUUAUAGAAAAUGGUGGAGCGAAUUGAAAUUUAGUAGGACAAUGAUUUAUAUUAUCCAAAUAUUUUUUCAAAACCUUCAAUAUACUUAAAUCACAGGUACCGUUUUGCGGUGGACUAUA